AUGAUCCUAUUGGAAGCGCAUCUCUUCGGCAAGAUCGAAACAGCGUUCGAGAGGGAAGAUGUAGUUGCAGUGAAGAAAAUGGUGGAAAAGAAGAGCCGUUCCGUCCACGAAGAGUCCAAAAGGAGAGGAGAGAGAAAGAUAGAGAGGAUGAAAAACCAGCGGAUAGCCGAGAUGAACACCGAAGCAGAAUGGGUAGAAAACACGACGGACACCCGAAUCCCGGAUUUCUUACAACGAACCCUUUCACUGGGUCCGAAUUUCAACGUACAGAAUAAAAGAGAAAUGCCGUAUGUUGAAAUAGUAGCCGGUAUUGAAAAGGGGAUUCGAUUCAAGGAGAAUGCUGACGAGAUUCGUGGUGAGGUUGCGUCGGCAAUUACCAAUCAUAUCAACUAUGUCCGACAACCCAGACACGGGCGGUUGGAGUGGAUUGAGAAGGAUAUAGCAGCAAGCAGGCGUUUCUUAGAGGAAAACCCGAAUUUGCUCAUAACAAAAGCAGAUAAGGGUAACAAGACCGUCAUAAUUGAAGCAGAAGAAUAUCACGCGAAAAUGAUGGAACUGCUCAACGACGAAGAAACGUACCAGAAGCUGCGAACUGACCCUUCCAAUAGGAUCAUGAGGAAGAUGAAUGCAACGGUGGAUGCGUGGCUGGAAAAGAAAUGGAUAGAGAAAAGCGAACACCGGAAAGUGAAAAUAUCGAGCUGUAAUCCUCCCAGAAUCUACGGUCUUCCGAAGUUGCACAAGGAGGGCAGACCUUUGAGGCCAGUAGUUUCGACGAUCGGAUCCGCCACCUACCAGAUGGCCCAAUUUCUGGCAGGGGUCCUGGAAAAUGUUGUUGGAAAAACAGAACACCACGUGAAAAACAGUUUUGAGUUUGCACAACAGGUAACAGGAAUGCAGAUCCCCGAGGAGCACGUGCUUUUUUCACUGGACGUGAAAUCGCUAUACACAAACGUUCCGGUGCAGUACGCGAUGGAGUGUAUCGAGGAAAGGUGGAGUGAGGUAGCCAGGCAUACGAAGAUCGAUAAACGAAGUUUCUUGGAUGCAGUAAGGCUAGUCUUGGACUCUACUUUCUUCAACUAUCGAGGAGUCACCUACACGCAAACCUUCGGUGUACCGAUGGGAUCCCCGCUGUCUCCGGUUAUAGCGAACAUCGUUAUGGAGCGCUUGGAACAGGAGAGCAUACAGAGGGUGAGUGCAGAACAACUCGAUAUGGUGAUAUACAGACGGUAUGUGGACGACUGUUUUUGCGUUGCACGGAGGGAACAUGUGGAUCGAAUCCUGGAGAUUUUCAACGACUUCCAUGAUAGGCUGCAGUUCACGGUGGAGAAGGAAGAACAAGAGCAGAUUAAAUUUCUCGAUAUCAUGGUAACGAGAAAAGAUGGAAUCCUUGAGAAAAAAUGGUUACCAAAGCAGACAAACGGACGGUAUCUCGAUUUCGUUUCGGAAAGUCCGUACUCCCACAAGCGCAACACUGCGAUUGCCCUAGUGGAUAGGGCUAUCAAGUUAACCGAUGCGCAGCACCGCCCCUCGGCCAUCAGUAUAGUGAAGGAAAUGCUGAAAUGUAACAAUUACCCCAAUUGGUUCAUUCAGAAUGUCCUGAAACAGAGGGUGCACAAGCACUACAACGUACUGCAGAACGAUAAGGAGGUGGAUGAAACGAAGUACAUCCCCACGCCGUAUGUACCUUGUCUGAGUGAGAAGUUGCAGAAAAUCCUCAAAGAACACGGCAUAACACUGGCGGUGAAAGCAAAAUCUAAAUUGAAAAAUGAGAUUUUUGCUAAACUGAAGGACCCGAUCCCACCAGGACAACAUAAAAAUGUGGUGUACUCGGUACCGUGUGGAACAGGGGAUGGAAAGGUGUACAUCGGACAGACGGGAAGAAAACUGGACACGAGAAUCAACGAACACAAAAAUGACGUGAAACGGAAAGACAACAGGACUGGAUUGACGCACCACACACUAUGUGACGGCCAUGUGUUCAAUUUUGACGAGACGAAAAUAAUUGAACGCAUCGCCGACCAGGAGAGCAGAGUCGUCGCGGAGACAUUCCACAUCAAGCUAGCAGGGGAAACUAAUACAGUGAACCUCCAGCGUGAAUGUGGAUUGUUCAACACGAACUACAAUGCGUUAGUGUUUAAGCUACGACAAGUGACGAACAACGAUAGACGACGAAGAGGAAACGAGAGAGGACGCGCACCACAACCGCAUAGUACCCUACUAGACAGUGGUACGUGA
Molecule: messenger RNA, 2235 nt
Organism: Aedes albopictus (Asian tiger mosquito)
Lineage: Eukaryota; Metazoa; Arthropoda; Insecta; Diptera; Culicidae
Exons: 1
Coding region: 1-2235 (744 amino acids)
Source: RefSeq, a predicted model, not a curated record